CUGGCGGCGGCGGCGGGCGGGUCUCUCUCGCUCUCCGGCCGGGCCAGGCGGCGGCGCCCCCCCCCCGCUGCCCUAUGGACGAGCACCGGAGCCUGCUGCGCUCGCCGGCCGCCUCCUCCUCCAGCAGCCACCACAACCCGGGCUACACCGAGCCGCCGCCCCCCCCCGAAGCCCCCCAGCCCGGCCCCGAGCAGGAGGAAGCCGAGGAAGAGGAGGGCGGCAUGACCGUGGUGGUGGGUGGGGGGGACCCCCUCCUGGAGGAGCCCCAGCACCCCCACCCGCUGCUGGCGGGGGAACGCUACGACCACCCCCCGGCCCACGUCCCGCCGCCCCCCGGCCACCACCCGGCGGGGGGCGGGGAGCACGAGUGCUGCGAACGGGUGGUGAUCAACAUCUCGGGCCUGCGCUUCGAGACCCAGCUCAAGACCCUGGCCCAGUUCCCCCAGACCCUGCUGGGCGACCCCCGCAAGCGGAUGCGCUAUUUCGACCCCCUGCGCAACGAGUACUUCUUCGACCGCAACCGGCCCAGCUUCGACGCCAUCCUCUACUACUACCAGUCCGGGGGCCGCAUCCGGCGCCCGGUCAACGUGCCCAUCGACAUCUUCUCGGAGGAGAUCCGCUUCUAUCAGCUGGGCGAGGAGGCCAUGGAGAAGUUCCGGGAGGACGAGGGCUUCAUCCGCGAGGAGCAGAGGCCCCUGCCUGAUAAGGAGUUCCAGCGCCAGGUGUGGCUCCUCUUUGAAUACCCGGAGAGCUCCGGGCCGGCCAGAGGCAUUGCCAUUGUCUCAGUCCUCGUCAUCCUCAUCUCUAUCGUCAUCUUCUGCCUGGAGACCCUGCCUGAGUUCAGGGACGACCGUGACUAUGAGGGGACAGGGGGGACCUUCGGCACGAGCAGCGGCCCCUUGGCGAUGGACGUCUUCACCAACUCCUCCUCCUUGGCUGUCUCGAUGGUGUCAUCCUUCACCGACCCCUUCUUCGUGGUGGAGACACUGUGCAUCAUCUGGUUCUCUUUUGAGUUGCUUGUCCGCUUCUUUGCCUGCCCCAGCAAGGCCACCUUCUCCAAGAACAUCAUGAACAUCAUCGAUAUUGUGGCCAUCAUCCCCUACUUCAUCACCUUGGGCACGGAACUGGCUGAGAGGCAGGGGAAUGGCCAGCAAGCCAUGUCCCUGGCCAUCCUUAGGGUCAUUCGGCUUGUCCGGGUCUUUCGUAUCUUCAAGCUCUCACGACACUCCAAAGGGCUGCAGAUCCUGGGGCAGACCCUCAAGGCCAGCAUGAGGGAACUAGGCCUCUUGAUAUUUUUCCUCUUCAUUGGUGUCAUCCUCUUCUCCAGCGCCGUAUACUUCGCAGAGGCGGAUGACCCCACCUCAGGCUUCAGCAGCAUCCCGGAUGCCUUCUGGUGGGCGGUGGUGACCAUGACCACGGUGGGCUAUGGGGACAUGCACCCAAUUACCAUUGGGGGCAAAAUUGUGGGGUCCCUCUGUGCCAUUGCCGGGGUGUUGACCAUUGCCCUUCCUGUGCCUGUGAUAGUCUCCAACUUCAACUACUUCUACCACCGGGAGACCGAAGGCGAGGAGCAAGCCCAAUAUCUGCACGUAGGGAGCUGCCAGCACCUCUCCUCUACGGAGGAGUUGAGGAAGGGGCGUAGCAAUUCCACCCUGAGCAAGUCGGAGUACAUGGUGAUAGAGGAGGGGGGAAUCAACAACACUGCAUUCAAACAGGCUGCCUUUAAGACGGGCAACUACACAGCUACAAACAAUCCCAAUUGUGUGAACAUCAAAAAGAUCUUCACUGAUGUUUAAAAAAAAACCACCCAAGCCUCCGAGGAAAUGUUGAAAUAAUAAUAAUGCAAAGUGACCAUGUAAUCAGUAUUAUCUGGAACAUGCAUCAUCAUUGGUCUGUGUGCGCUCGUUUUACAUCUAUAUUUUUUAGAUCAUUCCUUUUAAAGAACAAAGAAGAGGAUUACAAAAUAAUUGGAAGAUAAGAGGAUGGCGGUGGCUGCGGAAAGGAAGAUAAUACGCUCCCCGUUGAAACAGGUGUUUAUUCUGCAACACAUUGCAGGGCUGCUUUGUGGGGGUUUUUUGUGGGCAGCUUGCCUCUUUUCUCGCUUUUGCAAAGAGUCGCUGUGUAGCCUGUUUCCCUUUCCAUCACAUACACAUGCACCUGUUGGACUGAAAACCGUGAGUCAGAAGGGAAGAAAAUAACAUUAUAUUGCAAAGCCUGUUUGCAGGCAAGGGGAGGGAAUAACCAUUUAAUUUUGCAAAGCAUCUCUGCUACCACAUUGCUAAAUGAUGCUUAAUAUUGAACGUGUGGUGUAUGUCCUUUAUGGGCACCUUUGAUUUCUUUUCUUCCCCAGCCAGAUCGUCUAUGAAAUUCUAAUCUGUUCAGAAACCCAAGUAUAAUCAGUUUCGAUUUAAUCAGAAAAAUGCCCCCAUUCUCUAUUCCUAAUUCCCUUCUCCCACAACCGUAUGGAAUUGUUUCAUCCAACCCGAAAUUCCUGGCUGCAUGGUGUGUAUGGGGAAAUGUUCUUCCCACAUGGAAAGGUUUAACAAUUGACUAACCAAACAGCAUCCUGAGUGUUUGAACAUCCUAUGAUGCCAAUGCAGAUUGGGGAUAGUUAGGCUCCCAUUAAAUCAGUAAUGGGCUUUUUGAAGCGGCUGCAGCCUCAAACAAAACCUAUCAAGAGCCUAGAAACAAAAGGGGGGCGGGUAUUUCUGUCCAUUUCCAAUGCAUCUGAGAUAAGCGUCUGCAUCUAUCACAAGAAGAUUAAAGUGACAAAAUCCUUCCAGCGGAAGUUACUAAUUCGGACCUGAGUGAUGCAGUUUCCAUAGCAACCCUGGUUUCCUGGGAAACCCCAAAAGGUUGUCAUGGUAUCCCUUCACCGCAUCCCCCUUCAUCCUGUGCUGUUUCCACAGUAACCCUUCCAGAUGGUUCCAACUUCUGUGAUUCCACGGAAAAGCCGCUGCCCUGGUAAACCGCACACACGCAUGCAGAGAGUUAAUCCUGGAGAGAUUUAGGAGUAGAAAGUAGUCAUUAUCCUAGAUGCAAGCAUGGUUCUUUAGAUCUGAAACAUUCCUGAAGUCCUGGUACCUACCGAAUCAACAAGCAAAAUGAUCAUCCCUGGAAUGCUGCUGCGCACAUGUGCUGAAUAAAACACCUGUUCAUAGGCAAUAAACGCAACAAACCUCCAAAUUACCCUUGCUAUCCAGUUAAUAUUUGGGCAGUAAAACUGAAAAUUGAUUCUCUAUAUGCAAAUCCAUACAUCUGCUCAGAAGUUCUAGAAAGGCGAUCUCAUCCCUGACGGAAUAAACCGUACUUAAAUGUAUGGUACGUGACCGAGAUUUUUUUAAAAAACCUUCCCUCCAACACCAAACAGCAGUUCCAUUUGCAACCGUAUACGGAACCGAACAACCACACAGGAAACUUCUUAACGCAAAAGGAUAUCAAUCUUUUGACCCUGGGGAUGUGUGGAUGGGGAGUAAGCAGAGAUCUGUAAAGUGCAGGGGUGCAAAGUAACCAAAACCCUGUGGGAAAAUAUGCCUGCCUUGUCUCAUCCAAGUCAGCCGCUGUGGAACAUCAGACAGAAACAGGGCACGAAGAUUUCAAAGGUUCUUAAAGGGGAUCUGUGCGCAAGAUGUGUUCCACUUUGCCUUAAAAAAAAAAAAAAAAAAAGAAAAAUCCAAACACUGUCUUUCUUUCAAAGCUGUUAUUUACUCUGCCCAACAGAAAACAGAAGUCGUCUCAACGUAAGAGCUACAAAACUAUAGCUGGCCAGUAAAAUAUUUAUUAAAAGAAUCAGACACAUCAAGAAUGCAGUGACUAGUUAUAUUCUGAACAUCAUGGACUGAACGGAUGGAUGGAUGGCCUACCCUCUUAUGUAUGCAGUACUUUAACUUCUAGUGGCAUAAAGAGUUCUACAUGUUAUCUGUGUUUUUUAAAAAAGUGCAUUAUGUAGACGGGAACAUCUUUUCAGCCAGAAGAUUAUCUUCAAACCAGGUGCAAUAUAAUAAUGAGACCGAACAAAGCCAGGAAAAGGCAGAAGGGGGCGGAAAGUCACGUGGACCUUAUUUCAGCCUUUAAAAACCACAACAAAAACCCCAUACGCUCAUGAAAGAUUAAACAAUCAGAACGGAAACGUUAAAUAGAGCAGCUAAUAAACAAUCCAAAUGUUUUGUUUAACAAUUCAGCUGCUCUAUUUCAAAUGACUUAAUCACAGGCUGCGUCCAGCCAUGAGAAAUGAAUGAGUAAUGUUCUAUUUUUCUGUGGAAUGUUAGUUAUAACUAGGUAUGUUCUGUACCAAAGGAUUUCCAGUUUACUCGAGCCCUGAUUACACUAGGAGAAAAGGGUAACAUCAUCCACUGAUGCUGAAGAGGAAGGUGUUGAAGCGUCAGCUAACAAGCUGUGCCUGGCUUUAAAAAGCAAUUCAGUUUAAAAGAAAAACUAAAGAGUCCAGGUCGAUCGCUGUGGGAGCGAGGGGUGACUAAUAGUGACCCUAGCAUCACCAUAAUUCACUCCUCAUUUCACAGACAUCCAUUCUCCCUCUUCCACAGCAUGUUGAACGUUAUCAGGAGUGCAUAUUGUAGUAUUGGUUUAUAAUACUAGAAUAAAAAAAGGAGUCCGUAACGUUAUUCAUGUAACAACUGCUGUUUUAUUUUACAUCAGUUUGUUAUUUUCCCACCGACAUCCAGUGCACCGGGGUUAAAGAGAGAAGCAGCAAAUCAUUCCUUUAGCAUGCUGAUAAAGUUGAACCUCUCACGUUCGGAGUGAUGUCUGAGAGACACGCGGCUGGGGACAAUGUUGUCAGCAAGUAGGUGAGCAAUUGCAAAGGGAAGGAGAGUGCCUCACAAAGAAUCCUUUGUUCGUUGACUGACCGUUACGAUACUUGGUUGUUUUUGCUAGUAACGCUACUGUAUUAAAUAAAGCCCAGAUCUUAGCUUAUGGCCGAGGAGCCUACAACAUCUAUCGGGGAAAUGGGUGUGAAAAGAUAGCAUAAAGCUCACCUUUACAUUCCCACCCCGACUGUAUACUAGUCGGGUCCCGUGGUAUAAAUUAUGCUGGCUGGAAAGGACUUCGGGAACAUCUACACAGCAAACAAACUUCGGUGGCUGGCCUGGAUCAGCUGACUCAGGCUCACAGGGCUCUGGCUGCAAAACUGCUAUGUAAAUGUUUGGGCUAAAUAGCAGCUAGGGAUUGAGGAAUGCAGGGAAGUCCUGAGAACCCCUCCUACUCCACCGGCAGCAGGAAGCGGGAUGGCCCAGGGGCUGUUGACUGACUGUGCCACCCCAGUAUCCCCGGCCCUGGUUACCCCAGUAUCCCUGGCCCUGGUUACCCCAGCACCAGCUCUUGUAUCAGCAGCUGCACGCCACAGUGGAGAUGCUUGUCCAAACCCUGCUCGGGCACAUGGGACUUCAGUACAGCAUCCUCUGCGCUGAACUCGUUGCUCUGAAGCGUGGGAAGAUGCCACGGUGGGCUAGGAAUCUUAAGGUGUGGAGAUCAGCGAGGUGCAAUUGUAAUCACUGCUUAUUGGGAGAACUAGCCAUAGGCUUUCCCCUUCCUCCCCCUAAUAUAUGUAGCGCCCAGCUGCAUUCUAAGCAAGGGAUUCUUCUCCCCGUCCAGAAGCAUAGCCACGUGGGAGAUCAGGUGGGUGUGAGGAGCGCUAGCAUAUCUGCUGUGCCUGUGUUUUCCCCGAGGACAGUACAGGGAAAUAGCAGCUCUCUGUAUUUUGAUGAUAGGACUCCAGCAGAGCCAAACUGCGAAGAAGCAGACAAGCCCCAACGUGUUGCUCUAAAAGAUUCUCCCCGCCCACAGUUUGUUUUCAGACAUUCAUCCCCCUGCAUCGCUCCAUCUCACGCCCUGCCUACAUCCACUCAAAGCUGUGCCAAACACGGACGGUACUUCGCGGGAGGAGUAGGGUUAUGACUGCAAGGGGUUUUGAGUCUUGUAUAAAAGGAAAUAUCGUAGACAGGGCCCGAUCUAAAGCCUGUUGAAGCUGAUGGGUUUCCGAUGAGGCUCUGCAUGGUAUUACUUAACCCCCCCCCCCCAAAAAAACCCCACCCCAUUGUUUAUUUUUAACCACAUCACAGCAGCUGUUUUCGCAGAGGCUGCUUGUCAACCCAGAUUGGACUGGCUGAGAUGGAGUUGGUUCUGUCUGCCGUGGGGGAUGCAGAAGCAAGAGCAGAACCACCAACCUCUGAAGAAAUAGCAUGAACAAAGGCAGUGAAACCACGAGGAGUGACGACCCAAAAGAGAACAACAGCCCCAACGGAGACUCAGCAUCCCAAGAGCAUUUUCGACGUAUAUGCAAUUCAGAUGUUACAGGAAACAGAGUAAAGACCAUUGUCUAUUGUACAGUUGGCUAGAACAAACAUCUCAUCUUUCCCAGCUUUGUAACUAAUGGUAAAGUGAGGUUGGAGCGGAAGCUUACACACACACACACACACACACACUGUAUGUUCACUUGCAUUUCAAACCAGGAUACCAGGCAAUCAGGCCAUGUGGAACAUCCCUGGGCCACGUGCGAGAAAUGCUUCUGAACGGGACUCGGAGUCAGGAAAAACAUUUUAAAAAAUAAAUAUCCUACCCACCCUGGCAUAGAGGCUCUACAAAACAAAAAAUUUCUUGAGAGAAUUUUUUAGGCUACGUAGUCAACCGAUUGGCCUGUGUUUCAUUUGCACUGGAGCUACGAAGAGGAAUCAAACUGAAGUUAACUUCUUCAAAACCUUGGGUUUGGGCUGGAUCGACAGGGGCCUGUUUGUAGUUCACAAUUGCCAGCCUGGUCUGACUGUGAGGCCUGGCUGUUGUAAGAUCCGCCUAAUGCGCAACUGGUGCUCAGUUUAUAAAAUUAGCCGUUGGUGGGAGGGAAUAAUUUCCUUGAAGGGACACCGCUAACCUUGUUUAGGCCUCAAAACUUAUCUACCUGAAAAUUGUCCAUGCCUUUAAGAACAAAACAACCCCACACAUAUACAAACCUCAUCCCUACAAAAUCCUUUUCUUGAAUUCUUCCCUUCCCUCCCCCAAACUAAAGAAAUAUUUCUGCUAGUGUCACCAGACCAGAGGCCACAGGCUGAAUGCCCAUAUACUGUGACCAUCAUCAUUCAUUAAGGCAGGUCUUCUGGUUCCUGAAGACAGUGGUAACUGGAGCUGGGAGUCUGCGUAGCGGGGAACCUGGCAGAGAGUUUGUUCAGUGCACAUGGCCAGUCAGGGGUGUGAAGGAAGGAGAAGGCUAAGAGAACAAACAGAACCCUUGAUCAUUGGUGGCUGAGUGGGCUUCACCAAGUGAAAUCCUCCUGUUUUGGAGAUUAAGAUAGAGCCUUGUGGUUGAGGGUCCAGGACUUUGGAUUGAGCUAGAGGGGGUAGCAAUGGAAGGGAAGAGGUGGCUGAACAGGAAGGGACCGUUUGCUUGGCUAUAAAGCUGGGACAUAGUAAGAUGGAAAGGGAAGGAGGAAGCGUUUGGAAAACAAUGGGCCCUGCAGUUUGUGGAGUUUCUGGCACCAGUUCAAAGUCAGAAUGGCAGGAUGUUCGAACCCCCAUCGCCACUGUACCAGUGGCUCCACAAAGCAGAAGGGAGUGGAGUCCCCAGGCCCUUGGGUUGUAUAAGGAGAAGAGAAUGAGCGUGCUGGAGCAUCCAGGCAUCACGUUGCCACAAUGAGGUACCAUGCUAGUCCAUGCGAGUCAGGCAAACACACCAGGCCCAGCCCUCCUCUCACACGACCUUUCCCCCAGGGCUACUCUGCUGAGUUUAAUGGAACCGCUCCCGAUUCACACCCGCAGGAGAGCGGUCAGGCUGAAUCCUGCAUUUUCACCCAGAUCCGCAAGAAAAGGGGCGUGUUGUAUAAAUGGAGGGGGCCAAACUGAACCCUUCUGAGUUUAUUAAAAACACUUUUUGGGUCAAUUAAGAGCUCAGUCCUGAAGGAGUUAGAGCCCUUACCACCUUUUAAAUGUGUGUGAAAAGAGCUAACUGAAGGAGAGUUUCAAAAGCAGCUGAGUGAUUUAGGAGCACAAGUCCCAUUGACUUUCAGCAUAACACGUGCUCCCAAAUCUCUUAGUGGCUUUUGGAAAAAAAACCCCAAACCUCCCCCUCUAGAGACUGAAGUCCUGCUUGUCCACAGACCAGCAUAGCCUAGAGGUGAAAGGUUCUGUUUUCCAUUACCAAUCCCCAGAGGCAUCUAAUCCCAGAAACUCUGCUUUACGGAAUGAGGCCUUGCAAAGUACAUUUCAAAAAAUUAAAAUAAAAAACAUUGGGCCAGAUCCUCAGCAAGUUUAACUUCACUGGAGCUGGGCUGAUUUACACCAGGCUAGGAUCUGGCCCUUAAACUAAGCCCAUAUCUCUUUAAUUUCCUCUGUAUAUUUUUUCCUUCAGAUCUGUAGAUUCCCACUGGUCUUCUCUCAAUGCCAGCUCCCUCCUAUCAGAGCUAUUUGUGCAUCAGCUUCCUGACCUGUCAAUGGGUCCUUUCAGGGUUGAAAACAAAGCCGAGUUAUGUGGCCCGAGCCUGGUAGGUAACACUCCUCCUCCCCCCACAAGUGUCUCACUUGCAGUGAAGAAUCACAGGAUUCUCUGCUUCUUGUGGGUAGGAUGUUUCAGACUGAAAAGACGUAGCUUCUUUGCCCAGUGGGCAGGAUUCUCAGAAAGGUCUAAGUCAUUUAGUGGCACACACGUCAUUGGGAAAAAAAAAAUAAAUAAAAACCAGUAAUUGACGGAGUAAGGCUGGAGAUUUUUCAAAAGGGCCUAAGUGAGUGAGGCACCCAAACCCCAUUGAAAUUCAAUGAGAGCUAGAAACCUAACUCCCUUAGGCUGCCAAAAGCAACAGUAAGAGGAAAUACUUCAAAGCACCUCGCAUAAUUUGACCAAAAGGAUUUGUGCCCAACACAGAGACAGUCUUACUCUGCACCCGGCCAACAUUUAAAUCAAAGGAUCUGAGGCAUGGGGGCCAGAUUCUGAUCUCAUUUCCACCGGCAUAAACUAGAGCAAUUCCACUGACUUCAGUGGAUCUGCUUCUGAUGUAGCUGAGAUUAGAAUCAGGGGCCCCUGGCUCUUGAUUUGGUGUAAUUUAUGGUCUCACUCUCGAAUACUAAAAUAUUUGUUUACAGUGUUUCCUGCUGCUUAAUAUGCUUGCGGGGUUGGACUCUUGAGUCUCAAAAUGAAAUGAACAAAAGGCUUCAGCAGGUUUGAAGUGAGCCUAAAGCCACUUGUAGACUAGCUCAGAAAGCACUUUUCCACCCCGUGAACAUUCAGGAAUCGAUUGGAUUGCAAAACAGGCUGAGUACCAGUCUAGAGUCCGAUCCAGCACCUCUCAAGUCACGUGGGUAGCCCUUGCUCACACAAGUAAUCCUACUGAUUUCAGUAAGAUUACUUACACGAGUAAGGGGGACAGAUUGGAGCCACACAUUGGCAUAAGCAAAAAAUAAUUUCCUAGAGUGCAUCUCAUCACCAACCUUGGGAAGCAGUCCCAAAGGGGUUCAAUGAUUCUUAAAGGGUUUCUUUUGGAACACUGUAAAGUAUUCCUUAAAAUACAGAGAGGAAAUCCAAUUUUUAAUGGACUCGUACUCAUGUUUUUAUUUUUCAGUGGUGUUCUGGAGUAAUUUUUAUCUGGUGUGUCCGUGUAACAUUAUACCUCAUGCAUUCGCAGUAGCAGCCCAUAUUGUGGACGUGUUUCUGUGGCAUGGUUUGAAGUGCAUAUUUUGACUAGCGAGGGGAUUAAAAACGAGACUCGCUUUACCGCUCGCGUCUGCAUUUGUUGAGUCAGAACGUUCCAUUCCGAGAACAAAUCGCAAUCCCACCUGUGUAAUGCCGUGAUGGUCUCUGUCAAGUAGCAGAUUCACCUGGUGACACAUCCACAGCAGAUAAAAACUUGCCAAAUUUCGUACUAUUUUCAUUACUGUACAUAGAGUUAACAAUGAAACUGACAGUCGGUAAAUGUUUUCAAGGUGUGUUCUAUGACGUUUUGUUGGGUUGGUGUUACAAGCUCGUUGUCAGUGUGCUUUUCUAACUCAUCAAGAAGAUCUGAUACUCUUAGUUCUUCAGUGCAAUGUACUACUUGGGUUAACGCUGAAUAUAGCGUUGUGCGUUUUAGGAGAAUACAUCAUUCGGAAGACAAAGGCUGUAUUGCAUUUUGAAAAUGAAGGCAAAGUAAAAGUGCACCCAGUCACGCCUUCUAAAGGUGAUUUAAUUAUGGCGGCUAUCUGCAAAAGAGCAGAAAUAUGGAGCAUCUUCCUUCUCACAGUCUGAUGCAGGCUACUCAUCUUCGUUCAUAACCUUUCAAAGCCACAUUCUGGGAGAUGCUGGAAGCCUGUGCAUUAUAGGUGAUCUUUAGAAAUUGGGCACCACGCAGUUCUCUUUUGAGCCCAGCACAACUGUUGUCUUCACAGAGUUUAAGGCCAGAAGGGACCAUCAGAUUAUCUAGUCUGACUAGGGUGACCAGAUAGAAAGAGUGAAAUAUCGGGACAGGGGGUGGGGGCGCAAUAGGUGCCUAUAUAAGAAAAAUUCCCAAAAUAUUAGGACUGUCCCUAUAAAAUUGGAACAUCUGGUUACCCUAAGUCUGACUUCCUACACAUCCCAGGCUACUAACACCCCCCAGCACCCGCACACGAAAUCCAACAACCAACAUUAGACCAAGGUAUCACAGCCCAUAAUAGUCUAGACUAUUAGUAAACAUAGGGUCCAUCUUCCAGCCCUGAGCUAUGGACUUUGAUAAGGCAGCUCAUCUGAGUACAGGCAGAAUUUUGCUGCCCUUUCUGUCAGACUCAAAGCUAUGGGGCCAAAUCCUUAUAUGGCUAUUAAGUCACUUGAGCGAUGUUGAUUUACAGCAGCUGAGGGUCUUGUUCAUGGAGUUGUAAGGAUAAAGCAAGAAAUUUCUGAAUACGUUUUGUCAGUCAUCCUAUAGAGGUUGUAGUAAGUGCUCCCUUGACAUAACAGAUAGGAAGGGGCUUAGCUGGUAACCCUACAUCGGUUGGUAUGGGGUGUGAUCCUUUCCUCUCUAAUAGGCAACAUGCAAAGCAUCGAGAGGCAUUGUCACCGGGGGGAUUAGAGUCAGGACUCCUGGGUUCCAUUCCCUGCCUCAUCAGCAAUUCACUUUAGGCCUAGUCCUGUUUCCACUUAUGCCAACAACCAAGCUCCCAUUGACUUUAAUGACACAGAAUUAAGCCCUUUGGACAAGAGCUACAUUCCUUAAAUAUACUCAGAGGUAUAAACCUUUACAAAUGUUAAUUAAGACUCAACAUAAAGCUCAUUAAUAUCCUUGGAUAAAAAAUGGUGUGUGUAAAAGCAUCAAUAUUUACAGUCUAGAUUUUAUAUUGAAAUCAAUAUCUUUCUUCUAAAAUUGAGAAACUUCACAGGAAGUCAAACUCCACCCCUGAUCCUGAAAAGUUUUUGAAGCCAACACAUUCUGAAUCUUCUGCUGUCUUCAUCGCAGUAGUAUAUUUAUCCAGAAAGAGGUCCCUAUAUCUUAGAAGAUUAGAGCAGUGGUCCUAGGGUGAAUUACUCUUUCAAUCUGAUGUUCUGACCUGUCAGCCUUUGAUACAGGUCAAGAAGGUAAUGUACAAUUUGUCUUGGUUAUUUCUCUCCCCUCCCCCCUUAGAGAAACACAGUUGUGUGACUUUAAAUAAUAAACCCCAAACCGUUUUAUCCGCUUUGGCAGAUGAUGUUUAUGUGAUACCUGCUUAUAGUAACAUUUUCAAGCUUAUGUUCCUAAGGUUGGGGGAUCAGAUACAUAAGGAGGCUAUUGCAAAAUAAGCUAGAGUAUGAAUUUAAAGUGCCCUAUUCUGCACUAGCUCCCCAUGCAGGGAUGGCAUGGUAUUUACCAGAGGUGGUUUUUACCAGGCAACCUCAUGGGGUUUAAUUUCAGUAAUUUGCAUUAGUAUAGUCUAAUCAUCAUCAUUUUUCCCCAGUUUAAGGCAGCAUGUACAGUUCCCCGUCUUAAACUAGUGUUUCCCCAGGAAACUGCCAUCCCUGUCCCCACUCUUAUUCUGCACUAUGUCUACAUCUGCGCUGCAACUAGGGUAUCGUUUGCAGCUCAUGAGGACAUACCCAAGCAGGCUUUAAUCCAGCUAAUUUGCUGCAAGUAAUGAGGGGAUGGCAUCAGUGUCAGGGCUGCAUGCACCUGUCUGGCCCCCUUGGGUAUAUACUUGCAUUUCUAGCUUGUGCUGAAGCCCACACUGCUGCGUCCCCAUUGUUGCUUGUCAUGAGCUAGCUAGAUUAAAACUAAGUGAGGGUACAUCUACAUUAGCUGCAAAUGAUCCCCGCUUUCCCCCCCCCCCCCCGCUGCAGCGUAGAUUUAUUUUAAGAGCAUGGAUUAAUCUAAGCCCCACAAAGGCACUUUUAGGGCGGAAUAAGAAAAUCCACAUGGAGAGCCAGUGCACAAUACCUAUUCCAAGCGUCUCUCCCCCCACCUCCCGUAUACAAGCCCUUAGGCUCCCACGAUCAUAUUUAGAUACAGAAAUGAAAGUGACCUGAUUUUCAGGAGUGCUGGGCACCUGAUUCUCCCAUUUUC
This is a messenger RNA of Chelonia mydas (Green sea turtle), 12479 nucleotides long. Its product is annotated as potassium voltage-gated channel subfamily A member 3. Gene Ontology annotation, cellular component: membrane; voltage-gated potassium channel complex. The transcript has 2 exons. The coding region runs from base 75 to 1796 and encodes 573 amino acids. NCBI's taxonomy places the organism in Eukaryota, Metazoa, Chordata, Testudines, Cheloniidae. Gene Ontology annotation, molecular function: protein binding; delayed rectifier potassium channel activity. The record is from RefSeq and is a predicted model, not a curated record. Gene Ontology annotation, biological process: protein homooligomerization; potassium ion transmembrane transport.